CGCCCCGCAGACACCAUGAGCGGCCGAGUCGGGGACCUGAGCCCCCAGCAGCAGGAGGCCCUGGCCAGGUUCCGGGACAACCUCCAGGACCUGCUGCCCACCAUGCCCAAUGCUGAUGACCGGUUCCUCCUGCGCUGGCUGCGAGCUCAGAACUUUAACCUGCAGAAUUCCGAGGACAUGCUCCGGAAGCACAUGGAGUUCCGGAAGCAACAGGACCUGGACAACAUCCUCACAUGGCAGCCCUCAGAGGUGGUCAAGCUGUACGACUCGGGCGGUCUGUGUGGCUGCGACUAUGAAGGCUGCCCCGUGUGGUUCGACAUCAUCGGGACACUUGACCCCAAGGGUCUCCUCCUAUCAGCCUCCAAGCAGGAGCUGAUCCGGAAACGCAUCAAGGCCUAUGAGCUGCUUUUGCAGGAGUGUGAGCUGCAGAGUCAGAAGCUGGGCAGGAAGAUUGAGACAGUGCUGAUGGUGUUUGACUUGGAGGGGCUGAGCCUGAAACACCUGUGGAAGCCAGCAGUGGAGGUCUACCAGCAGUUUUUUGCCAUCAUGGAAGCAAAUUAUCCUGAGACACUGAAGAAUUUAAUUAUUGUUCGAGCCCCCAAGCUGUUCCCUGUGGCCUUCAACUUGGUCAAGUCGUUCAUGAGUGAGGAGACUCGAAGGAAGAUAGUGAUUCUGGGAGGCAACUGGAAGCAGGAGCUGCCAAAGUUCAUCAGCCCUGACCAGCUACCUGUGGAGUUUGGGGGGACCAUGACUGACCCCGAUGGCAACCCUAAGUGCCUGACCAAGAUCAGCUAUGGAGGCGAGGUGCCCAAGAGCUACUACCUACACAACCAGGUGAAGGUGCAGUAUGAACACACGGUGACUGUGGGCCGAGGCUCCUCUCAGCAGGUGGAGCUCGAGAUCCUGUUUCCCGGCUGUGUCCUCAGGUGGCAGUUUGAAUCACAUGGAGCAGACAUCGGUUUCGGAGUUUUCCUGAAGACCAAGAAGGGAGAGCAUCAGCGGGUAGGGGAGAUGACAGAGGUGCUGCCCAGCGAGCGCUACAAUGCCCACCUGGUGCCCGAGGACGGGAGCCUCACCUGUCUCAAGGCCGGUGUCUACGUCCUGCGCUUCGACAACACCUACAGCCUGAUGCACACCAAGAAGGUCAGCUACACUGUGGAGGUGCUGCUCCCUGACACUGCCUCCCAGGAGAAAAUUCAGGGUCUUGAGGCGACAAGACCGUCCCCAACACAAUGAAGAUCCUAACCUCUGUGCCUGUG
Molecule: messenger RNA, 1259 nt
Organism: Miniopterus natalensis
Lineage: Eukaryota; Metazoa; Chordata; Mammalia; Chiroptera; Miniopteridae
Product: SEC14-like protein 4
Cellular component (GO): cytoplasm
Source: RefSeq, a predicted model, not a curated record